AUGGCGAAGAACGCGGCCCUCAAGAGAACCUUUAGCUCCAACCUCAACGGGCACGCCAAUGGGGCCAACGGCAAGUCCAGCGCGAGCGACUUGGCAGGCCUCGACAUGAACAACAUUGGUCCUGCCGAGCCCAAGACGAAGCCGCUGAACCUGGCCAGCGCGGCCCAUCUGUCGCCUGGCUGGCAGCAGGGCUACAACAAGCUGCUGCUGCGGUCUGAAGGUGUGCUCUUCGAGGACGGCCAGAUCCAGGUGGGCGUCCGGUCGGAGUACAGGGGUCAAAUGGCUUGUCUGAUUCUCUACUUCUCCAACAACACGCCAGCGACGAUCAACUCAUUCACGACAACACUGGAUCUGGACGAGAGCGAGAAGGGGAAGCUGACGUGGGACAUUAAGGGCAUGCCGGACAGCUCGAUCGCGCAGGGCGCCCAGUCACAGCAGGUCAUCAUGUUUGAGUCCAAGCAGGUUUUCGAGAAGAGCCCGACGAUCCGCAUCAGUUACCUCGCUGGCGCCCUGCAGGCGUUGACGCUGAAGCUGCCGGUCGCGGCGCACAAGUUUAUGGACCCUGCGGACCUGUCGGCGGAGGACUUCUUCAAGCGGUGGAAGCAGAUUGGCGGCGGCGCGCGGGAGGCGCAGCAGGUCGUCGGUCUGAACGCGGCAAGCAAGUACGCAGGCAAGGAGAUGAACCACACGUUCGUCAAGAAGACGGUCGAAGGGUUUCGAUGGCGGGUGCUCGAGGGCGUGGACCCCAAUUCCAAGAACUUUGUGGGCGCCACCCAACUACGUUACACAGGUAUGUUCCAGACACAGACUCGCAAUGGUUUUCGUGCAGAACGAUAA
This is a messenger RNA of Verticillium dahliae VdLs.17, 837 nucleotides long. Its product is annotated as AP-2 complex subunit alpha. The coding region runs from base 1 to 837 and encodes 278 amino acids. Gene Ontology annotation, cellular component: membrane coat; clathrin adaptor complex. Gene Ontology annotation, biological process: intracellular protein transport; vesicle-mediated transport. The transcript is spliced from 2 exons. The record is from RefSeq and is a predicted model, not a curated record. Lineage: Eukaryota; Fungi; Ascomycota; Sordariomycetes; Glomerellales; Plectosphaerellaceae.